This is a messenger RNA of Onychostoma macrolepis, 2412 nucleotides long. It is a transcript of the gene cimip5, whose product is annotated as chromosome 13 C2orf50 homolog. The transcript has 3 exons. The record is from RefSeq and is a predicted model, not a curated record. The coding region runs from base 99 to 569 and encodes 156 amino acids. NCBI's taxonomy places the organism in Eukaryota, Metazoa, Chordata, Actinopteri, Cypriniformes, Cyprinidae.
GAUAACAGUUUAAGUCAAGUGGCUAAAUAGGUAAAAAUGGACUUUACAGUGGCUUAAAUAUAUAUUUGUGUUUGACUGAUGAGCUGAAGGACUGAGUAAUGGAUAGGAAAGGAAACAUGCGGCGCGCCACUUCGGCUGGGUACCGUUUACCGGACCGACCCAAUGGUCCUCUCGCCUCUCAGUCCUCGGUCUCAGUGUUCAGGAAUUCAGGGGACAGGACACGAAACACCGGCGAGACACCGGCGCAAGACGAUGAUACCCGAGAUCCGGUAAAGCAGGACCAGGUUUGGAGAGAGUUUAUGCGCGCGGAGCGAACCGGUGUGAAAGAAUGGGAGAAGAACUGGAGUUUCCUGAUGAACUUUGACCAGCUGGGUCAUCCGCAUACAGAAACUCCUCUCCCCAGCUCGGUGUCUUCAUACUCAGACAGAGUCCCAAACACCAGUAACCAAAUGUUCGGCAGCGGCCUGUACACUGAGCUGGGCAAAGAGCUGAUUCGCCUGGACAAUCUGCUAACCCUGACAGCGAACCACCGCAAGACCAAAAGGAAUCCAGAGAUGCAACCCUGCUGAGGUUUGCAGGCAAAGGAUCUGUUCAAAACACACUGUAGUGUUUUAGCAGAGAUUUGUUGCCUUCUCUAGAGACCUUCCCUUGGGUCGUUCUGUUUGUCUUGCCUUUACCUGUAUAACUAGACAAACUCAAGGUGUUCAGUGGGUGAUCGUUUGUUUUAUAGAUGUAUUUUUUUCUCUGGACAGCCCAAAUACCAGCUGCCAACCUGUGUAUGUAUGUGUGUGUGUGUUUGUUGUUUGUUUUGACAAUAUGUUGAGAGCUUCUGUUUUUAUAUUAGAUUUUGUGUUGACAUUAAUAUGCAUCUAUCAGAGUACUGUAAUAUGUUGAUAAAGGCAGUAAAUAUGAGCCUGAUUUUAGAAUAUACUAUUUACAUAUUCAUUUUUUAGAUGAACGCUGUUACUCCUCAGUGUAUAAAUGCUAAUUAUUUACAGAACUGGAUUAAAACUCCUAGAUCAGAGAGAUUUUUUUUCUGUACUUGAAAGGGUUAGAUUUGUUUGCAUCUCAAGAGAAAAGAGGAAUUAGAUGUGUCGGGUAAUUCUUCACAGUUCAGUUUACAAAUAGUCCUAGCCAAUUUAGACAUUUUAUCCAUGCAACAUUAUGAGGAUUAGAACUGGAAUAUUUUGCCAAGACCUUCUACAUUUGCAAUGUUUAAAAAUAUACAUCUUGCCAAAUUAUAUUCCAAUAAAGUUUUUCUCUUUUUAAACGGCUACAUUGUGUGCCUUCUUUUUGGCCACAAAUGUGAUGACAUUCAAAAGAGAUUUCAAAAUACAUUCACAUAUUUUUUUUCUUAUUUGUACUCUUUGAGAGAAUGAGAGAUGGAAUGUUUUUGACAGGCUUGAACUUUUUAUUUUCCUAGUAAUUUGAUGUGUAAUAAUUAUGAUUGAUUUGAAACUUAGGAAUGCAUAAAAUGGGGAGUCGGUUCAAUCUUGUGAUACCAAAUAUAUUUCAGGUAAUAUUACUACAGCCAGGUUGUUUCUCAUGUGUGUCCCAUUAGAGAUAAAACGCGCCCUCUAGUGGAAGAAUUUAACUUCUUAACAAUAUCAACAAGUGAAAACUUACUUCAUAAUGGAGUUGCACCGACAAGAGGUCGCUGUUACACUCAUUCAUUAGGAGGUUUUGUUGCUUUAGUGUUCCUCGCGCUACUUCAAAAUUGGUUUGAGAAUAAAUUCAUAAAGGACUGUGAAUCUUAUGAAUAAACCAAUAGGCCAUUUAUGAGGUCCAACUGCAGUUCCAUUUAAUUUGAAAACUUCAUAUACAUGCAAUUCUUUAUUUGAUUCACCUCAUAAAUAAACUAAUAAAAAGGCAAUUUACAAUGCACACCACUCUAUAAUUUUUACAUACUGUGUUCAGUCACCUCUCAUUUCGCACUCACGUUCAUUACAGCACAACCUUUACUCCUGAACAUUUCUGUUUUGAAAUUAUGUGGAGUAAUGAAACUAAAAGUCUAGUGAUGUUCUGUGAUUCUUCUGUGAUAUGUGGUGGGUGUGAGGAGAAUGCUAUCCACUGGAGGAUAUUUGCAUUAUCCUGUGUGCAGCCGUUCGUGGGCGAGACAGAGAGAAGAGAGGCUUAUGGGUAAAGACUGCUGUUGUCGUCGACGAUAGUGAUGGAUUCAUUUGAACGAAUCGAUUCUUUUGACCAACUCAUUUCAAAGAAUCUUUAACAUAAAGGAUUCAACAAUUAUUUUACGUCAUGACGCACUCGAGUCAUCACGUGGUUCUUGAUUUCCUAGUGUGGCAUAUUGCCUACUGUAAAACUUUCAUAAAAGCCAUAUUUAGGCACGUUUGUUGGCGUUUAUUACAAUUGCAUGUGUUUUCAUUAUAUUUAAAUUUAGUAAUUAGAACUUAA